AUGGCGGCGGUCGAAUUCUCAUCCGUGAAACCACCGACCCCGAGUAGGUUACAAAGUAAUAUAUCUGAUACGGCAGUUUUAUCAGCCGAUCAAUGUAUUGAAAAAGCAACCGAGAAACUUCUGUUUAAAGACUUCAACGAGUGCAUACGACUUUGUGAGGCAGGAAUUACCGAGGCUCAAAUGCAACCUGACACUGUGAGUCAUAGUGUACAGAUAAAACUGGAGGCGCUGUGUAUAUUGGCUGUGCAAGCCUAUGCUGAACUUAACCAGUGGCAACAGGUGAUGCCCUUUGUGCAGCAGGUAUUUGGCAGUGUGGAAGAUUGUCCUUAUAAAGUUAUGCACCUAUGUAUCCUGUUGCAUUCAAAAAUCAAGGAAUAUACACAGUGCUAUGCUCUGUCAAGUGUUUGGUUAAAACACCCAGGGAACAUUGGGAGUCAACUAAUUACCUACUACAGCACGUUACACACACCAAAAACGGAAGGUAAUACAUCCAGCAAUUUCAGUCGACUGUCAGGUAUUGGAAGAAAUCUUAUCAAUGCAUUAAAAUCUUUUUUGUGGCCAGGAUCAUCAUCAUAGCAACAGAGAAAGAGGUGAUGGGCCUCCCCAUGUUACAAAUGAUUGAAAAAACAGAUAUGGAGGUGAUUUACUUUUUGUUUACCAGGGGGGAUUUUCGAUGUGAUAACUUUCUGUUUGCAUGGAGGAAUUCUCAGUAAAGGACUUCCUGUUUACCAGAGGGAAUUCCCUGUUGAGGACUUCUGUUUACCAGAGGGAAUUCCCAGUGGAGGACUUCUGUUUACCAGAGGGAAUUCCCAGUGGAGGACUUCUGUUUACCAGGGGGAAUUCCCAGUAGAGGACUUCUGUUUACCAGAGGGAAUUCCCAGUGGAGGACUUCUUACCAGGGGAAAUUCUCAGUGGAGGAUUUCUUACCAGGGGAAAUUCUCAGUGGAGGACUUCUUACCAGGGGAAAUCCUCAUUAAAGAACUUCAUGUUUACCAGAGGGAAUUCUCAGUAAAGGACUUCCUGUUUACCAGGGGAAAUUCUCAGUAAAGGACUUCCUGUUUACCAGAGGGAAUUCUCAGUAAAGGACUUCCUGUUUACCAGGGGGAAUUAUCAGUAAAGGACUUCCUGUUUACCAGAGGGAAUUCUCAGUAAAGGACUUCCUGUUUACCAGGGGAAAUUCUCAGUAAAGGACUUCCUGUUUACCAGGGGGAAUUCUCAGUAGAGGACUUCUGUUUACCAGAGGGAAUUCCCAGUGGAGGACUUCUUACCAGGGGAAAUUCUCAGUGGAGGAUUUCUUACCAGGGGAAAUUCUCAGUGGAGGACUUCUUACCAGGGGAAAUCCUCAUUAAAGAACUUCAUGUUUACCAGAGGGAAUUCUCAGUAAAGGACUUCCUGUUUACCAGGGGAAAUUCUCAGUAAAGGACUUCCUGUUUACCAGAGGGAAUUCUCAGUAAAGGACUUCCUGUUUACCAGGGGGAAUUAUCAGUAAAGGACUUCCUGUUUACCAGAGGGAAUUCUCAGUAAAGGACUUCCUGUUUACCAGGGGAAAUUCUCAGUAAAGGACUUCCUGUUUACCAGGGGGAAUUCUCAGUAAAGGACUUCCUGUUUACCAGAGGGAAUUCUCAGUAAAGGACUUCCUGUUUACCAGGGGGAAUUCUCAGUAAAGGACUUCCUGUUUACCAGAGGGAAUUCUCAGUAAAGGACUUCCUGUUUACCAGGGGAAAUUCUCAGUAAAGGACUUCCUGUUUACCAGAGGGAAUUCUCAGUAAAGGACUUCCUGUUUACCAGGGGGAAUUGUCAGUAAAGGACUUCCUGUUUACCAGGGGAAAUUCUCAGUAAAGGACUUCCUGUUUACCAGUGGAAAUUCUCAGUAAAGGACUUCCUGUUUACCAGAGGGAAUUCUCAGUAAAGGACUUCCUGUUUACCAGUGGAAAUUCUCAGUAAAGGACUUCCUGUUUACCAGGGGGAAUUCUCAGUAAAGGACUUCCUGUUUACCAGGGGGAAUUGUCAGUAAAGGACUUCCUGUUUACCAGUGGAAAUUCUCAGUAAAGGACUUCCUGUUUACCAGAGGGAAUUCUCAGUAAAGGAUGUCCUGUUUACCAUGGGGAAUUCUCAGUAAAGGACUUCUUUUUUACCACUGGCUAAAUUAAGAGUAAUGGAAGUCACAUAAUACCUGGUCUAUAGCAGGUGUGAUAACUAUACGUAGAUACAUUUAUAAACAAUAUGCAACUUAAGGAAUUAUGUGUGACUCAAAUCAAGAUCUGAUAAAUUUACAUAUCUUGGUUACUACUUUUUGAUACAUUGUAGUGCUACUGGAGUUAAAUGAUGUGUUAUCCCCAUGGCACCUUUGUUUAGUUAGAAGAAAAGUGAUUUUUUGUGCAAUAUGCAGUUAUGGUUUAAUGUUGAUAUUGUUGCAUACUGCACAGUAUAAAGGAUAUUUUGAUAUUUGGUGUUUUGCAUUUCAUUUCAAUGGUUAGAGUCCAGAAAACUUAUGUUAUAGACUGUUGUCCAACAUGUGUGACCUGUCUGUCUGAGUGUCAUGUCUGUCCUGUCUGUCUUGUGUGUCCUGUCUGUCCUGUGUGUCCUGUCUGUCCUGUCUGUCUGCGUGUCCUGUCUGUCUGUGUGUCCUGUGUGUCCUGAGCCUGGGUAUCCUGCCUGUCUGUGUGUCCUGUCUGCCUGUGUGUCCUGUGUGUCCUGUGCCUGGGUAUCCUGCCAGUCUGUGUGUCCUGUGUGUCCUGUGUGUCCUGUGCCUGGGUAUCCUGCCAGUCUGUGUGUCCUGUCUGUCCUGUGUGUCCUGUCUGUCCUGCCAGUCUGUGUGUCCUGUGUGUCCUGUGUGUCCAGUUUGUCCUGUGCCUGGGUAUCCUGCCUGUCUGUGUGUCCUGUCUGUCUGUGUGUCCUGUCUGUCCUGUGUGUCCUGUGUGUCCUGUGUGUCCUGUGCCUGGGUAUCCUGCCUGUCUGUGUGUUCUGUCUGUCCUGUGUGUCCUGUGCCUGGGUAUCCUGCCUGUCUGUGUGCUAGUUAACAUAUCUGUUGAACAUAUUUUGAUUUUAUUGCUAGUUUUGAAUGGAUCUGUACUGCAUUGCAUUGCAAAUUAUCAUGUAAAAUAUUCUUGUGAACUACCAACAUAACAUGCAACCCUACAUAAAGGCCAUCAUUGCUCUCCAUUAUUUCAAUUAAAAUACUAAGUGUAGUGUAAGUGCUAUAACUAGUUAGUUCUAUUUUAGUGUAUCUAGUACAGCUUGUUAGUUCUACCUUAGUGUAACUAGUACAGCUUGUUAGUUCUACCUUAGUGUAACUAGUACAGCUUGUUAGUUCUACCUUAGUGUAUCUAGUACAGCUUGUUAGUUCUACCUUAGUGUAACUAGUACAGCUUGUUAGUUCUACCUUAGUGUAACUAGUACAGCUUGUUAGUUCUUCCUUAGUGUAACUAGUACAGCUUGUUAGUUCUACCUUAGUGUAUCUAGUACAGCUUGUUAGUUCUACCUUAGUGUAACUAGUACAACUUGUUAAUUCUACCUUAGUGUAACUAGUAAAACAUGUUAAUUCUACCUUAGUGUAACUAGUACAGCUUGUUAGUUCUACCUUAGUGUAACUAGUACAGCUUGUUAGUUCUACCUUAGUGUAACUAGUACAGCUUGUUAGUUCUACCUUAGUGUAACUAGUACAACCUGUUAGUUCUACCUUAGUGUAACUAGUAAAACAUGUUAAUUCUACCUUAGUGUAACUAGUACAGCUUGUUAGUUCUACCUUAGUGUAACUAGUACAGCUUGUUAGUUCUACCUUAGUGUAACUAGUACAGCUUGUUAGUUCUACCUUAGUGUAACAAGUACAACUUGUUAAUUCUACCUUAGUGUAACUAGUACAGCUUGUUAGUUCUACUUUAGUGUGACUAGUACAGCUUGUUAGUUCUACUUAAGUGUAACUGGUACAACUUGUUAAUUCUACCUUAGUGUAACUAGUACAACUUGUUAAUUCUACCUUAGUGUAACUAGUACAACUUGUUAAUUCUACCUUAGUGUAACUAGUACAACUUGUUAAUUCUACCUUAGUGUAACUAGUACAGCUUGUUAGUUCUACCUUAGUGUAACUAGUACAGCUUGUUAAUUCUACCUUAGUGUAACUAGUACAACUUGUUAAUUCUACCUUAGUGUAACUAGUACAGCUUGUUAGUUCUACCUUAGUGUAACUAGUACAGCUUGUUAGUUCUACCUUAGUGUAACUAGUACAGCUUGUUAGUUCUACUUUAGUGUAACUGAUACAGCUUGUUAGUUCUACUUUAGUGUAACUAGUACAAAUUGUUAGUUCUGCUUUAGUGUAACUGGUACAGCUAGUUUCGUCAACUUCAGUGGAACUAGUACAGCUUGUUAGUUCUACUUUAGUGUAACUACUACAUUUAGUUUGGUCUACUUUAUUGUAAAUAGUAAAACUAUUUUAAUCUACUUAAGUGUAACUAUUAGAGCUAGUUAGUUCUACUUCAAUGUAACAAGUACAUCUUUUUAGUUCUAGUUUAGUGUAACUGGUACAGCUAGUUCGGCCUGCUUUAUUGUCAGUAGAAUAAUUGUGUUACAGACAUUUUCUAGUUCUUCUCCUUUUUUUUUACACAUUUGAAAGCUUUUUGUAAAACUUCUUUCAUUAAAGAUUUGAUGUUACUACAUAAA
This is a messenger RNA of Ylistrum balloti, 4656 nucleotides long. RefSeq names its product peroxisome assembly protein 26-like. Gene Ontology annotation, molecular function: ATPase binding; protein-containing complex binding. Gene Ontology annotation, biological process: protein import into peroxisome matrix; protein import into peroxisome membrane. The transcript has 4 exons. The record is from RefSeq and is a predicted model, not a curated record. The coding region runs from base 1 to 576 and encodes 191 amino acids. Gene Ontology annotation, cellular component: peroxisomal membrane; peroxisome. NCBI's taxonomy places the organism in Eukaryota, Metazoa, Mollusca, Bivalvia, Pectinida, Pectinidae.